AUGAAAAGUUUUUGCCUGAGCCCACAAACUUCCAGAAGUGAAUCAAGCAGUUCUCCUUGUUCAAUGAUUUACUCAGAAGACGGCAAGGAUGACUUCGUUGUCGAUGUCAGCGACUUCAAUGUUCCCUUUAAUUUCCAUGCGGAGCUUACUAAGCUUGACAUGGCAAGCUCAGCAAUUGAAUGGUUUGAGGGUCUAGAAUUGCCUUAUCAGACAACGCAAGAUCCCAUUAUAGCUAACAGUACAAUCUCAACGCCUAGCAGAACACAUUGCGAUAUGUUAGCUUACAAGAACAAAGACCGGGAUGUUGUUAUUAGUGCUGCUGUUGCUUUUCCCAGUCCUUCUUUGGUGGUGAAAGAUCAAUCGGUUUACAGACCUGAAGUGAUCCAAGGCUCAAGUCAAUCUCUUGCAAUAGAAACCUCGUGCCGCGAGCCUACCAUCUCCCAGGAUUACCAUGGAAGUCAGAUCCAUUCUAACAAUGUGACGUCAUUCCGUGCCCCCGAAGUUCUUUCUCACUAUACACCUCAAGAAUGGAAGGAGACAAAUUCCCCGGGUGAGGAACUCAAAGGGGGGAAAUGCACAGUCCCACAUGAUUACCACGGAAGUCAGAUUCACCCUAACAACGUGACGUCAUUCCGCACUCCCGAAGUUCUUUCACACUAUGCACUAGCUCAAGAACGGAAAGAGGCAAAAUCCCCGGAUGAGGAACUCAAACGAGGAAGACCCUCGGUCCCUGAUGAAUUCAAAGAUGAACGGUACUGGAGAAAGCGAUCAAGAAACAACAUUUCCGCGAAAAAAUCUCGAGAAGCCAAGCGAGCCAGAGAUAUCUUAAUUGCGCACAAAAUUGAUCAACUUGAAAAAGAAAAUGCGAUGUUGAAAAUGAUGCUUGCGAAGGUUAUGAUGCAACAACAACAAAAUCACCAUUUUCAAUGGCAGUAUUAA
Molecule: messenger RNA, 939 nt
Organism: Porites lobata
Lineage: Eukaryota; Metazoa; Cnidaria; Anthozoa; Scleractinia; Poritidae
Source: the annotation of a GenBank genome assembly